AUGCAUCGCAUCGAUCGUAUCCGUUCCCAUGUGUCCAAUGGAUUCGACAAAUCGGAAAUACUCGAAGAAGAUGUGGUGAUCGUAUCGGCACUUCGUACACCCAUCACCAAAGCCCGUCGUGGCGGCUUUAAAGACACGACACCCGAUGUGUUGCUAGGUCACGUGCUGCAGGCUGUGCUUCAUCAGGCCAAGGUGGACCCGAAGCUCGUCGGUGACAUUGUUGUAGGCAACGUACUACAACCCGGUGCAGGUGCUGGUAUGGCCCGUAUGGCCCAGUUGGCUGCCGGUAUCCCGCAUACGGUGCCAUUGCACGUUGUCAAUCGUCAGUGCAGCUCUGGUCUCCAAGCUGUUGCGAAUGUGACAGCAGCCAUUAAGGCUGGAUAUUAUGAUAUUGGCAUUGCUGCAGGGGUUGAGUGCAUGUCACUUGCAAGUAUUGGUAAAGAUGUCCCAACCGUCAACUGGGAACGUAUUGGAGCUGUGCAGGAUGCCAUGGACUGUACCGUGCCCAUGGGCAUCACGAGUGAAAAUGUGGCCGAGAAGUACGGCAUCUCACGCCUUGAACAGGACGAGAUGGCGGCGCUCUCACAUGCCAAGGCAGCAGCAGCUCAGAGCAAUGGUUGGUUCAAGGAUGAGAUUACACCCGUGUCGACGAUCAUCAAGGACAAGGACGGAACAGAGAAAUCAGUCAUUGUCUCUAGGGAUGACGGCAUUCGUGUCGACACGACAGCAGAAAAGCUAGCAAAGCUUCGACCAGCGUUCAAGGAACGCGGCUCAACCACAGCUGGUAACUCGAGCCAAGUAAGUGACGGUGCAGCUGCCGUGCUGCUUAUGCGUCGCUCCGUGGCCAAGAAGAUGGGAUUGCCGAUCCUUGGCCGAUUUGUGUCGUACGCUGUGGCAGGUGUGCCACCCUCUCUAAUGGGCAUUGGCCCAUCUGUUGCUAUCCCGGAAGCACUGCAAAAGGCUGGUUUGACUCUGGAUCAGAUCGAUGUCUUUGAGAUCAACGAGGCGUUUGCUAGCCAGGCAGCAUACUGCAUCAAGAAGCUCGGCAUUCCGAUUGAGAAGGUGAAUCCAAAGGGUGGAGCUAUUGCACUGGGUCAUCCGUUGGGCUGCACUGGCGCUCGCCAAAUGUCUACGUUGCUGUAUCAGCUCAAGCGAAAAAACCAGCGUUAUGGAGUCAUUUCCAUGUGCAUUGGCACAGGAAUGGGAGCUGCUGCAGUCAUUGAGCGUGAGCCGUAG
Messenger RNA from Peronospora farinosa, 1236 nucleotides. The record is from the annotation of a GenBank genome assembly. NCBI's taxonomy places the organism in Eukaryota, Oomycota, Peronosporomycetes, Peronosporales, Peronosporaceae.